AUGUAUAUGCAUCAUACGUGCACAAAAAUCUAUGCAAGUAUCACGGUUGAUUGUUGGAAUACCACCUUAUACGCUUUCAAAAAUUUCAAAAUCCCGCGAUCCCUUUCCACGUUCUGUCCCUUCUACUGCUAUAGAAACCCCCAUUCUCUCAUCUCUCUGUCUCUGCUCAAACCAUUGGCGCCGUCGUGCGUGAUAACCCUAGCGCUCCUCCACCAGAGGCUAGGAUUUCAGUGCCGACAAUGUUCGAAGACGAUCGAGAAUAUGAAGUUGAUGCGUUUUGGAAUAGUUGGUAUUUGUUUGCACAAGCUGGAUUGGUAUCUCUCUUGUAAUCCGAGGUAUAUUUGAUGAAAUUCAAGGGGCAUCUCUUUGUUGUGAAGAAAAAUGUGAUGAUUCAAGUUGGGAAGAUCAAAUAUCUUGUUGUUUAAAGAAUUUAGUGUAUUUGUAGGCAAUUGACAAUUCUAAUAAGUGGUGAAUAUCUCUUGCACCUUUUGUUGUAUUGAUAACUAGUGUUUGCCCGUGCCUACGGGCUACGGCACUACGCACCCCGGUAGUGCAUAGGCACGGGUAUUUUUGUAAUAUAUUUUUGUUUUUUUAUGUACGCCAAAAGCCGAGCAGUAAGUAAAAAGAGCCGAUGGCAUUUUUCUAAUAUAUUUACAAGAAUGUGGGUGUUUUCUUAGGAGAGUUGAAAAACACACAUCAGCCAUUAGAUCAAAUGAAUCUUAGCCUUUUUUUCAACUUGUGUUUGUGUGGUCCCCACACCCUUGUGUUUUAUUAGGUAGAUUCGUGGGACUCGAUCAUUGUGAGAGUGAAUAUUUUUUGAUUAAUGAGUAAUAGUUGUAUUUUUAUUGGUGUUA
Messenger RNA from Rhododendron vialii, 854 nucleotides. RefSeq lists its product as uncharacterized. Lineage: Eukaryota; Viridiplantae; Streptophyta; Magnoliopsida; Ericales; Ericaceae. The transcript has 5 exons. The record is from RefSeq and is a predicted model, not a curated record. The coding region runs from base 1 to 345 and encodes 114 amino acids.